AUGACAAUGACGGUAGACGAAAAACCAGUAUCUGUAUCACUUGAAGACCUUCAAACAGGCAUUGAUAAUGAAACCUUAACAAAAGCUUUCGGGCCUAAUUCACUAGGAAUUGUCAUAGUUCGAGAUUUACCACCGGAGUUCCAAAGUCUAAGGCAAAAAGUGCUCACAAGUGCAUCAAUUUUGGCAAAUCUAGACCAAGAGGAGCUCGCGAAACUUGAAUGUAAAGAGGCGAUGUGGUUGGUAGGGUGGUCACGCGGUAGGGAGAAAUUAGCAAAGUCAUCGUUACCAGAUUUCAAAAAAGGAUCAUUUUACAUGAAUUGUGCAUUCCAUAAGGACCCAAAAUUGGAGGGUCCCGAGUCAAAAUUGAUUGAGAAAUAUCCAGACUAUAAGCCCUACACGGCCUCUAAUAUUUGGCCAAGAAACAAUAAUCUUAAAGAUUUCCAACAUGAUUGUAAGGCAUUGUGCUCGUUAAUCAUCGAGGUUGCUGGAACAGUCGCAAAAGCCUGUGACAAGUACAUCAAAAGCAUUUAUGAUGAUUAUGAUCAGAGCUACUUACAACGGAUUGUUGAGAAAUCUACGUGUACCAAGGCACGGUUGUUACAUUACUUUCCCAAGAUAGAAAAAGACACCAAUGAGUCGAUUGACGAUUGGUGUAGUGAACAUCUUGAUCACUCCUGUUUAACUGGGCUAACAUCGGCAUUGUUCAUUGAUGAAUCGAAAGGGUUGACUCACGCAUUAGAUACAUCUCCAGAUCUGCGAGCAGGUUUGUAUAUAAAGAAUAGAAAUAAUGAAAUUGUCAAGGUGAGUAUCCCCCCUGAUUGUUUAGCGUUUCAAUCGGGUUCAGCAUUGCAAGAAAUCUCCAAAGGUAGAUUCAAGGCCGUGCUGCAUUAUGUCAGAGAGACUGAGAUGCCAAACAUUGCUCGAAACACUUUGGCUGUUUUUUGCCAGCCAGAUUUGGAUGACAUGAUUAACGAGGAGGAAGAUUUUGCAAGGUAUUCAGAUAGGAUAUUAAGAGGUAAUCAUUAA
Molecule: messenger RNA, 1026 nt
Organism: Lodderomyces orthopsilosis Co 90-125
Lineage: Eukaryota; Fungi; Ascomycota; Pichiomycetes; Serinales; Debaryomycetaceae
Exons: 1
Coding region: 1-1026 (341 amino acids)
Source: RefSeq, a predicted model, not a curated record